GAUGUGCCUGAAUGUAUUCCAAAACUUUACCAAAAUAUCCAUCUAUAUUAUUCAAGAAAAAAAUCUAAAGCAGGAAUAGAAUGUAAUAUCUAUACUUAAAUACCUAUUUAAUCGGAUAGACUUAAAGACCAUUAUGAUUUACAAAAACAAUUUAGAAACCAAGUUUCUAGCAUAAAUCACUCUACCAUUAAAAAAUUAAUCAUUUUUGUUAAACACUUCUGUAAUUUAUGCUUAUUUAUUUCUUGUAGAAAGAAGAGGAGCUUAUGAUUGAAUGGAACUUUCAAAUAGCAUACUAAUUGAACAAUAAUUAUUAUAUAAAAAUACUAUAUUAUACAUAUGAUCAUAUAUCUUCUUUUUUUUAUACAAACUAUCAAUCGUUUUACAAAAAAUAUUUAAACAUUUUAGGAUUAGAAAUUGAAUGCUGA
Paramecium sonneborni is the source of this 425-nucleotide messenger RNA. NCBI's taxonomy places the organism in Eukaryota, Ciliophora, Oligohymenophorea, Peniculida, Parameciidae. The record is from the annotation of a GenBank genome assembly.